Acanthamoeba castellanii str. Neff is the source of this 3171-nucleotide messenger RNA. RefSeq names its product tetratricopeptide repeat domain containing protein. Gene Ontology annotation, cellular component: cytoplasm. Gene Ontology annotation, molecular function: protein binding; mRNA binding. Gene Ontology annotation, biological process: intracellular distribution of mitochondria. The record is from RefSeq and is a predicted model, not a curated record. Lineage: Eukaryota; Discosea; Longamoebia; Acanthamoebidae. The transcript is spliced from 23 exons. Bases 1 to 3171 code for a protein of 1056 amino acids.
AUGCUUCCCAGCCAGCCACAAGCACAGCAGCAGCAAGAGGGGCAGAGGCGCUUCCCGCAGGCGGCCAGGCUGGAAGCCCUCCGUGAGCGGGUGCUGACCCUGGACGCGGCCUCGCUGCCGCGACCCAACCUCUCGCUGUCGGCCAUCACCACGCCCACCAACUCCGAAGAAGAGCUGUCUGAGCGCAGCGAACGCGCGCAGAGCAAGGCGGACACAGCCACCAGCGUGGACUAUGCGGAGUGUGAUGGAGCGUAUGCCGGCGAGGGAUCUGACAGCUUUUACCAAGACACGGACGACACGGGUGGGUAUGUGUCGUCGGCCUACGAGGACGUCGAGGGAGCGCCACCACCUCCGCAGACAGACGCGAAGCCGCCGCCGCCGCCAGUGCCUCAGCAGGGCCAAGAGGACGACAACAACUACCUCGUCACCUUCACCGCGGACUCUACCCACGUCAGCAAAGUCGACACCAGAUCCGAUGACAUCUAUAUGUACCACGACGUGGAGCACGACGGCGACGAGACAAGCCAAUUCCACAUCGACGACGACGGCGGAAGCGGCCGUGACAGUGGUGAAAACGGCAGGGAGAAGAAAGCGCAGGAAACGAACGACGUGAUGCAGAAGAAUGAGAAUGCGAGUUCGAUCAUCAGCGACGAGGACGUUGCGCGUGCGCUGGUGUACAGCGUAAACACCGACCCUGGGUCCACUACCACCCACACCAUCACCACCACCAGCAGGGAGGGCGAGAAUGAAGACGAAGACGAAGACGAAGACGGGGCUCCUGGAUCGCCGGCGUCGGCAUACUGGGCGGAGUCGACGCGCGGCUGGACCGAGCGGUUUCGAGAGGCCACCGAGACGCUGCGCAUGAUGAGCUCCAACGCGCCCUUCGCGCAGCGCGUUGCGGCCACCAACAGACUGACCCAACUCUCUCGGUACAUCAUCCAUUCGCACUGGUAUCCGACAGUCGCGCUGCUGAUGUGGCAAGCCACACGCCAUCACACCACCCUCAGAGAUUUCCUGCUGUCGGCGCGCACGUACGGGAAGAUCAUCAUCUCGGAGGCGUUCAUGCCCGCACACCUCAAGACCAUCCAACCCGUCGCCAUCGGCGGCAUUGCGGGCGGAACCAAAUAUCUGGUGCGGGACAUCUUGUUCAAGUUCAGCAUGGACUCGCGAGGCCUGUACCAGAGCGAUGACGCGGCUGCCAAGCUCGCCGGGCACGAGCUGAAGGGGGUGAUGGCCUACUACAACUGCCACAUCCCCAGCCUGCACACGCCCAUGACUGCAGUGAUCGAUUUUCGAGGGUUUCGACUGUUGGCUGUUUCGCUGCUGCCCAUCAGCCCCGGCACCCUCUGCUACGGUUCGCCCAACGCCGGCCACACAGUAGUCAACACCAACCCCGUCCUUGAUGCCAAGAUGAGGGAAGCGGCACAGAAGCUGAACAUCAAGGAGCACAUGGUGUAUCCGCACCCCCUAUCCGGCAUUCCGCCCCAGCGACUCGCCACCGCCGCCGACGUCGAGGGCCACCACAUCAAUGGCCAAUUCUACCUGGUGGACCUGUCGCGAGUCUUCCCGCCCGAGGCCCCCGAUGCGAGCAGCGCGCGAAUGGGCCACCUCUAUCGCCUCCUCCGGCCAGAGCUGGUGAAGCGUUUCCCGACCCCGCUUUGCAGCGACGCGUUCAGUGGCUUCGUGUCGGCCUCCAAGCAGGACCUCGCAGAACACAACAAAGAGGUGCGAGCGGCGACGGAUUACUUGCACCUGGAGGUGAUCCCCAAGUUCGCCCGCAAGCUCACAGCCCGGGUGGCCUACGAAUGGACCACCUUCGCCCGUAAAUCGUACACCUUCCCGCAACGCGAGACCAAAACGGAGCACAACGCGGAUCAGGAAAAGGAGAAGCCCAGUCGCACCGUGUUCUUGGCCAUGUUCCCGCUCAAGCAACUCCUCCACGCAAAGGGAAUCAAUUUGAGGAAUUUGGGUCGCGUGCGGCACAUGGUGGGCCAGCUCGUGCCGCCCAACACCCCGGGCCUCACCGACACCCGUCAGCUGCUCUUCCUCGAGAUGUGCGCCCGCACGAUACGGAAGAUCGUGUUCGCGAAGCUGAGGCAGCGGAUGAAGAAGCUGCGCGUGCCGCUCGAGGAGCCCUAUCGCGAGGUCUACCUGUACUACCUCAACAAGCUCUUCGUGCCCCUGGCCGACCGAGACAUUCGAUAUUUUAAUGGGCCGCUCAAGAGCGCGAUUAUGAAGAAGUUCGGACCCGACGCGCUCGACGCCCACGAGAAGCGCGACGACUUCAACCUGCUGGGCCUCCUCGUGCCUCAGCGCACCGCGAGAGAGAGGCUCGAAGGCCUCGGCGAGAAGAAGGGAAACACGAAGGCCAAGCACGCGAAGCGCUCCGGCAGCACCGGAGAAAAGAAGACACAGAAAUCGGCGGCGAUGGCGGCGGUGCCGUCGGGCGACGAGGCGCACCUGGCGGACGGGCGGCCGCUGCUUCUGCUUCGGCUGCUUGCUCUCCUGCAAGUCAAGCUCACCAAAGACACCGUUGAGAAGGUGAGCGAGAAGGAAUUCGCCUUGACGCGGUUCGACAGCAUUGAUCUGGCCGCCAUUCACGAGCGGGUCAAGCACUUGGGCAUCAUUGGCCACUCACGCGGCUACAUCUAUAAGAUGAAGGCACUGCAGCGGAGAGACAACAAGAGAUGCAAAAAGCUCCUUCACAAAGCGCUCAAAUGUUUUGAAGAGGUGCUCGAAUCCAACCCGGCCAACAAAAUCACUCUACGCAAUGCGGGACAGAUCUGCAUGCACCUGGACAUGAUUGACCAAGACGGCCACAGUGCAACGGCCUGGGGAUCGGUGCCCAAGAGUAAGCCACAUUCGGCUGACUUGGAGCGCCCGUUGAUGCGGCGAGCGCGGGACUACUUUGCGCAGUCGGUGCGGGCCGACCCGCAGGACACCUACUCCCUCUACCAGUACGCCUGUUUCCUCAAGCGCUGCGGCGACCAAGCCAAGGCGGUCGACUACCUCCUACGGGCAGUAGAAGCCGAUCCCACGCAUAUGGCGGCAAUGAGUGAGGUCUACCGAUACCUCAAGGACAACGGCUACUACCGUGAUGCCGAGGUGGUGCUGGAACUGAGUGAGACUGUUGACAAAGUGGUGAUGGCAGCCCAAAGUACAGCCAAGUAA